This is a messenger RNA of Dovyalis caffra, 1950 nucleotides long. Lineage: Eukaryota; Viridiplantae; Streptophyta; Magnoliopsida; Malpighiales; Salicaceae. The record is from the annotation of a GenBank genome assembly.
AUGUUUGCCUUUCCAUCAGUGUACACCAAAUGCCACAGCAAAGAGCUCUCAGCACUGUUGCAAUUCAAGGAAAGCUUUAUUAUUAGCAGAUAUGCUUCCAAAUUCCCUUUUGCUAAUCCCAAGGUCGAGUCUUGGAAGCUCCAAGGAAAUGGUAGUGAUUGCUGCUCAUGGGACGGUGUCGAGUGUGAUGAGGAUACUGGUCAUGUGAUUGGCCUUAACCUCAAUGCUAGCUGUCUCUACGGUUCGAUAGACUCCAACAGUAGUCUCUUCCACCUAAUACAUCUUCAAAAGCUCAACCUCGCCAACAAUGACUUCAAUGGUUCUCAGAUACCUUCUGCGUUAGGUAAUCUUUCUGAGCUAACAACUCUCGACCUCUCAAACUCCUUAUUUUUUGGCAAUAUUCCAUCAGAAAUUUCCAAGCUGUCCAGAUUAACUCACCUUGCCCUGUUUUCCAGCUAUAAACCAUUUUCUGAAAGGUUUUUGAAACUUAAAAUGCCUGACCUGAGAAGCCUAGUGCAAAACUUAACCAACCUAGAAUUUCUCGGGCUUGUUUCUGUGGAUAUGUCAUUCCCGAUACCUAAUGUAAUUGCAAAUCUCUCCUCAUUGAAAGCUCUCACUCUCGUUAAUGGUGGACUGCUUGGAAAAUUCCCAGAGACAAUCUUUCAGCUUCCAAACCUUCAGUCCCUUCAGGUGCCGUACAAUCCAGAUCUCACCGGUCACUUACCUGCCUCUAUAGGAAACCUCCAUUCCUUGGAAGCUUUGACCAUCCAUUCUUGCAACUUCUCAGGAGCGAUCCCAUUUUCACUUGGCAAUCUAAGCAGGCUUACAAUGUUGGUCCUUGGAAAUAACUCUUUCAGGGGCCAAAUACCUUCUACGUUUGCAAACCUCACCCAGUUGACUCAACUGUCACUUGACUUGAACAAAUUGAGUGUUGGAACCUUGUCUUGGCUUGAUAGGCUAACCAAACUCCAAUAUUUAGGUCUAGAAGAAACCAAUUUGCAUGGUGACAUCCCAUCCUCUUUAGGCAAGUUGACUCAACUUUUGUAUCUAAACUUGGCUAAUAAUUCUCUUACUGGCCUUGAUCAACCAACAGCUGUUCUUCCAUGGUCUCAGUUGCGUGUUUUAGACCUCAGUUCAAACAUGCUCCAAGGCUCACUUCUAGUUCCUCCAUUCUCUACCAUUCAUUACUCAGUCUCAAACAAUUCAUUGGCUGGGAAUAUCCCACCAUCAAUUUGCAAAGUUGAUGAUGAGGACCAUUUAAAAUACAUGCAGGCAGACACAAGUGUCAACAUAAACGGUCAGUGGAUACCACAUUAUUUUGCGUAUUCUAUGACUUUGAUAAACAAAGGUUUGGAGAUGGAUUAUGAAAAGAUCUUAGAGAUUUUGAUAUUCAUCGAUCUAUCAUGCAACAAAUUCGAAGGAGAGAUACCAGAGUUCAUUGGGAAUCUAAAGGGGCUUCGUUUGCUCAACCUUUCCAACAACAUUCUCUCUGGUUUCAUUCCACCAUCCAUUGGAAAUCUAGCAAAGCUUGAAGCAUUGGACUUGUCUCAAAACAGGCUUUCUGGGAAGAUCCCACAACAACUUGUGCAGCUCACUUUCCUCGAGUUCUUUAAUGUGUCUCAUAACCAUCUGGCAGGGCAAAUACCAAGAGGAAACCAAUUCAAUACAUUUCAGAACAAUUCAUUUGAUGGAAAUCCAGGACUCUGUGGGGUGCCAUUGUCGAAGAAAUGUGGAAAUCUCAACGCCUUGACUGCUCUGGCUCCGGCUCCAGCUCAUGAACCAUUAAGACUUGACUGGAAAUUUGUUGCGAUUGGGUAUGGAAGUGGAUUUGUCGUUGGAGUGGUUAUGGGACACAUCGUAACCAAAAGAAAACAUGAUUGGUUCAUGAAGUCUUUUUGGAUUAGGCAACAACGAAGGCAACGACGCACAUGGAGGAGACGCGGUAACUGA